Molecule: messenger RNA, 1695 nt
Organism: Plenodomus lingam JN3
Lineage: Eukaryota; Fungi; Ascomycota; Dothideomycetes; Pleosporales; Leptosphaeriaceae
Source: RefSeq, a predicted model, not a curated record
AUGCUGGGUUGGUCUGCCAGGUGCCUCAUCAUCAAUCUGGCAUACAACGCUCCUGGUGGCGCUCCGCUUUGGGCAAUAGCCCUCAAGCCCCUGCCGCGCUUGCUAGGCGGUCCUGAACGUCUUCAAUGCAUACAUCUCCUGGCCACCACGCUGCGCCAGGGUCCCACCUACCUGCAGAGGCUGCAACGGCGCUGGAGAUCUUUCUGGCGGCUUUCUAGAAAUAAACUACGAUGGCAGGGACCGCACGCCCCUUCCCUCCCCUCCACCCCCAACACCUUGCUCCCUAUGCUGGCCAUUCGGGGCCGGUCAAACAUUGCACUCUGCACUGGCGCAAAUGACUUGGAUUUCCGUCCAGAUCGUGUGCCGGGAGCCCCCCUCGUCAUUGAUCACCGCAUUAUGCUUGACGUAGAAUUCGUUCCCGGGCCUUCCCUACUAAGCUCGUUCCGUGUUCUUCAGGAACAAAAACCGUCUCGUGGGGAUGACCCAUUGCUGCUAUAUCCGGCUACCCCAACACUUAACACACGCGAUAAGACUCCGACCGAUGGCGCGUUCUCCCAGGCUUUUCUUGCUCCAACAUUUGUCAAUAUAACAGAAUUCGAAUAUCCCAAACACUCUCCAUGCGUAUUCGCAACACUGGCGAGUCCCUAUCGAGGCCCUUUCCUCGACUACAGCGUACCAGGCGAUGCCGGGGAAGAACAUCACAUUCCGACGUCAAACGUCGAGCAUCAAAAUGUCCUCCAUUCCCAUUCAGGGCUGCCUCCGGGUUACCACCACUCCUUCCUGCAGCCACAUCCAUCUCAAACGCUCCAACAUGCCGGCGCUGCCCACCAUCCUACCUACACGGAUAUCGAGACACACCCCUCAAUCCACCAAGCCCAUUUGCUGCGCCAUCAUUCCAUGUCGCAGCACUCACCAUCUUCCUACAAUGUGGGCUAUCCACCGCCGCCUCAGCAAGCCAGCGGACGCAAGCGCAGUCACCACGACGAGUUGCAGCAGCACGAGCUUCCUUCGAGUCUCGAGCAGCAUCUCAAUCCCUACGCUCAAGCUACGGGAAGUGUCUCACUACAACAUGCGAGCCAGAGUUACUCCCUCCAGCAGUAUCCUCCACCGCCGCAAGAUCCGCACUCCUCUCUGCCUCCCACGCACCACCACCACCUGCCCAACCAGCAUCGCAAUAAAAGGCAUCAACCAAUGGAGGGCGCACCUCCCUCUCCCGCUCAACACCAUGGCCCACCCAGCGUUGUAGGCCAGGAGGGAAUGCCCCCGCCAGCGCCGCGACCACGCGGUCCGAAGCUCAAGUUCACCCCCGAAGACGACCAGUUACUCGUUGACCUCAAAGAGAAGAAGAACUUGACUUGGAAGCAAAUCGCAGACUUUUUCCCCGGUCGCAGCUCUGGCACACUGCAGGUGCGGUAUUGCACAAAGCUCAAAGCAAAGACCACGGUUUGGACGGACGACAUGGUGGUCAAGCUUCGCAACGCCAUGCAGGAGUACGAAAACGACCGUUGGCGCAUCAUCUCUUCAAAGGUUGGGAGCGGCUUUUCUCCCGCCGCGUGCAGAGAGAAGGCGCAGGAACUCGAAGCGCUGGAGUUGGCCGCCGCUGAGGAGGAGCAAGAGGAAGCACAACAUCAAAGCGCUUAUGCUUCUACACAGAUGGCCAGCGGGCCCAGCGAUCCUGACGCAAGUUAUCAAUGA